Molecule: messenger RNA, 2302 nt
Organism: Owenia fusiformis
Lineage: Eukaryota; Metazoa; Annelida; Polychaeta; Sabellida; Oweniidae
Source: the annotation of a GenBank genome assembly
CUUAUACCUUUUCGUUUCGAAACAUGAAAUUUUACAUGUUCUAAUAUUUUAAAGGUCAAGCAACAACAGCGACAACGACAGAGUUAAAAUGAUGUCUAGGAUGUUUAUUGUGGCCUCCAAAUCAGCUGAGAAUCAGUUGCUUCGGAGGUGUAUCGCUUCUUUCACGUCUAAGAGUAAUGUUAUGCAAACUCAAUGCUUAAAAUGCAGGAAACCUAUUCAAGUACAAUCAGUGUCAAAAUACACGACACUCGCUGCUAAAUGCCAGAAUCUUAGGCUUACUGGGAACAUUAGGCAAAACAGUAAAAAGUUGUUUGGAGUUGCCCUGAAUACAUUGCGACAGACAACCACAUCAGCAGGUGCUGUAGAGAUUCCUGCUAGAGCACAGAAGAUUGUUGGAACAUGGCUGUUAGGGUGUGCUGGCAUGUGCUUUGGAGCAGUAGUCCUCGGUGGAGUGACAAGGUUAACAGAGUCUGGUCUUUCUAUGGUUGACUGGAAUCUUAUCAAAGGCAUGAAACCACCUUUAACACAAGAGGAAUGGGCGGCAGAAUUUCUCAAAUAUCAAGAAUUUCCUGAGUUCAAAUAUUCAGAGAGCCAUAAUGAGAUGACAUUGAGCCAGUUCAAGUGGAUAUGGUUCAUGGAGUACUACCAUAGAAUGUGGGGAAGGACAAUAGGGCUGGUGUUUGCACUACCUGCUAUUUACUUCCUGAGAAAGGGCUGGAUUUCUAAAGCUAUGAAGCCUCGCCUUGCUGUCUAUGGAACUCUUCUCCUUUGCCAGGGUCUGCUAGGCUGGUACAUGGUAAAGAGUGGCUUAGAAGAGAAAACAUCCCAGAGUGAUAAUAUCAGAGUUAGCCAGUACAGACUGGCCUCUCACUUAGGCUCUGCAUUCCUCCUUUAUGUUCUUUUUCUCUGGGGUGGCAUGUCCCAUGUUCUCAAGCCAAAUCAGUUGCCAAACACAAAACAGAUAAGGAUUUUGAGGGGGCUCUCACAUCCGGCAAUGGGAUUGGUUUUCCUCACAGCAGUAUCAGGUGCAUUUGUAGCUGGGCUAGAUGCAGGACUGGUUUACAACAGCUGGCCAAAGAUGGCAGAUAAAUGGAUUCCUGAUGACAUCGCUGCAUUCACACCUAAGUGGAAAAAUGUAUUUGAAAAUCCAACAACAGUUCAGUUUAACCAUAGACACCUUGCUGAGUUUACAGUAUUUUCUCUACUAUGUCUGGCAGGCUAUUCUCUUAGAGCACCCCUCCCUCCAAGGGCCAGAAAGGCUGGUAUUGCCCUUGGUGCCAUGGCCCUUGCACAGGCUGGCCUUGGUGUUUGGACUCUACUAUCGUAUGUUCAUACUCAUGUAGCUGCUACCCACCAGUCUGGAUCCUUGGUUCUGCUCACUCUUGCUGCAUGGUUUGCGCAUGAACUAAGACGUUUCCCUAAAUAAGCUCAAGGUUGAACCUUCUAUACCAGGGAUGUCAUUGUGAACUCAAUGGGCUACCUUAAAUUAUGGACAUGUAGUCUAUUCUUUCAUCAAGCUUAAGUUUGAAUGUAAAAACAUUUAUUUAAUGUAUUGCCCACAUGCUUAGCAUACAAGUGAAUCUGAACUAGCUCUAUGACCAUGACUGCAGAGUAAGAUCAAUGAAAUUUCAAUAAUUGUUGGUCGCCGAUUUGGCAAUGAAGUGAUUACCAAUUACCGAUACGUCAUCUGUGGAUAAUGGUUGUACGUGAAUCUGUCUGACUGAGAUUCUUGAAGUCAGCAAUCAGAUGACAAGUUUGAGUUGAAUUUUCACAAUUCUACUUAUUCUUCAAAUAAUUGCCAUGACUUCCGAAAAACACAUUUGUGAGAACAUUAACUCGUUGACUCAGUUCAAGUGGCUGAAGAGAGUGAGGGUUGUUUUUGAAAUCUAAAUCAAUGAUAAUUUAUGAAUAAUAUUACAUAAUGUAACGCAUUUGAUGUGUAUGCCCUCAGAAAAGAUUUUCAUGUGUAUCAUUUUAUAUUCAAGUAAAAUAUCAAUAAAUUAUGAUUGAGGGAAAUGGAUGACUGAAUGUCCAUAUUGAUGUCAUGGUGAUAUGAUUAAAAACAUAAACAUGAAUUUGAUGACUAUGUUUUACUAACAACAUAGUUUUUCAAAAAUGAUAUGUGGAUGUGUAUCGAAGUACAUGUACUAAGUAUGGAUGAUACACCUUUAAAUUACAUGUCAUAUCAAUGAAGUAACAUUAAUAAUCAUGGCAUUUAAUAAUGUGUCAAGCAUUCAUUUUGAUAAAAUCAUUUCUGGAAAAGAUUAUGUAGCAGAACUUUUGUUAUGUCACCACCAAAAAG